AUGGAGACGGCUCUUGCCAUGGAGAUAGAUUUUGUCCGCUAUUGCCUGGAAGAUGGCAGGGCUGGACGGGUUUCCCGCAUGCCGGUGAGUGCAUUGAGCAACAUUGCCGCGCUGCAAUCGGACAUGGGCCUGCACGAUGAAGCAGACCGAAUUUGGCGGGAUAUCCUCGUCAAUGAAGAGGUUUACAGUGGCAAAGAGAACCCAAAAACCCUGCAGUCGAAGCGAAACGUCGCAAUCGGCUGCGCGAACCUGAACCGGCUUGAGGAGGCAGAGGAAAUCUUGCGCGAGGUGCUGGAGGUGAGCGAGAGGGUUCUUUGGAGGGAACAUCUCGAUACGCUGGCAACGAUGGAUCAGCUGGCGGGUGUGUUGGCCCGGCGUCACAAGACGGAGGAGGCCAUCCAGCUUUGGGAGGAAUGCCUCGAGGGCUGGGCGGAUAUUCUGGACAAGCAACAUCCUCUCACGAUGAGGACGGUGCAGGCGUUGGCGAGAAUGAGGGAUGAUCUUGCGGUCCUCGCGCAAAAGGAUUUCCAGGCUGGUGGAUUCAUGUUUUCUUGGGGAUGCUAUUUUGUGUCUCAGUAA
Colletotrichum orchidophilum is the source of this 579-nucleotide messenger RNA. RefSeq lists its product as uncharacterized. The transcript has a single exon. The record is from RefSeq and is a predicted model, not a curated record. Lineage: Eukaryota; Fungi; Ascomycota; Sordariomycetes; Glomerellales; Glomerellaceae. Bases 1 to 579 code for a protein of 192 amino acids. Gene Ontology annotation, molecular function: protein binding.